AUGUGCGCAUGGACAGCAUCACCGCAAGUCCAAACGUGCACCACAGAAUCUCCAAUCGUGACGAAUGCCGGAGACACAUCCACAGAUGACGAGUUGCCGGCCAUUUCCACUUUAUACUGGCACGAAGGAAGCGGCAUCGGAUCCGACGGCAAAAGAGACGGUUUCUGUGAACUGAACACACAGUUCGUUACUUUAGCAGAAGCACACACAUUGAACUCAAAAAUGAGAAAUUCCAUCCAGAAAUCGAGUUUUCUGUCGAUCUUGUCGAAGAGAGAUCGUCGACGUGAGCCUUCUCCGAUUCGUGUUUCGCUGGAUGAGGAACCGAUCAGUCUUGAAGAUGACGAUGACCUUGUGACCUCUUGCCGAGGUGAGCGAUCACCCGUUAUCCGGAUCUCCAUCUCACAACCUCACCCAGUCCCGUCCUCGUUGAUCGCCAUGAAAACAACCCUGAUUAUCAUUAUUUCUGCACUGUUCACCGGUUCUGUACAGGAUAUCAUAGGCGUACCAACAAUCAAAUGCUCCCCUGAAGGUGUUCAAGCUUUCGUGAACCUAUCAGACCCAUUCACAGGACACAUGUACCUGAAGGGGUUCUACGGCCGAGAGGGAUGUCAUCGCGACUUUCGAAAGGCUCCAAUGCCUAGCACUCAUUCAAAAACACACUCUGCCGAGGCGGAGUUCAGAUUCGAUGCCUGUCCUAUGCGGAGGAAAAGACAGAUAAAUCCACGUGGUUUGAUCAUGUCUGGCAUAAUGGUGGUUUCCCAUCACAGCACGCUUCUCACUUAUCGUGAUCGUGCAUAUCGUGUCGAGUGCUACUACAGAGAAGACAACAAUGUCGUUCAGACUGAGAUGCGCGUGAAUUCACAGAAACCGUCUCUUUUGCCGUCGGAUCCGAUGCCGCUUCCUUCGUGCCAGUAUAAAGUGGAAAUGGCCGGCAACUCGUCAUCUGUGGAUGUGUCUCCGGCAUUCGUCACGAUUGGAGAUUCUGUGGUGCACGUUUGGACUUGCGGUGAUGCUGUCCAUGCGCACAUUUAUUGUAUGCAGGUGCAUUCAUGCGUUGCAGACGACGGAGCAAACGAAAAAGUUACUGUUAUUGACGCUAACGGAUGCUCGACGGAUUCGGAUCUACUGAGUGCUCUAAAUUAUCCAACCCCCCUUAGAGCAUUCGCUCGUUCGCGUGUUUUCAAAUUUGCCGAUAAGAGCGACAUCAACUUUGCCUGUCAAGUGCGGUUAACGAUGAAACAGGACGCAGUGAAUGGAACUUGUCCGAAGCCAGAGUGUUCUCCUCGAAAAAGGAGAUCUGCCGAUUCCAAUCCUACAUCUCGUCUUCCUGAUUUCGACGUCGUGGCGCCACCAAUGACGGUGGUCGAGCGAAGAAGAGUUGAGCUCUCAGAAGCAGAAAGAGGUACUAUUUAG
Messenger RNA from Necator americanus (New World hookworm), 1413 nucleotides. RefSeq lists its product as uncharacterized. The record is from RefSeq and is a predicted model, not a curated record. The coding region runs from base 1 to 1413 and encodes 470 amino acids. Lineage: Eukaryota; Metazoa; Nematoda; Chromadorea; Rhabditida; Ancylostomatidae. The transcript has 9 exons.